AUGAAUAUUUGCAAGCGGAUACUACCAUCAAGAUUAUCAUCAUACACUCAUGCCCUUGCAUCUUACAAAGCUUCGUUUUCUUUCUUUCAUUCCUCACCAGACACUUCAAUUCAAGUUCAUUCCGAAGAACAAGAAGUAGUAAUUGCUUUAGGUAGCAAUGUAGGCAAUAGGCUCAACAACUUCAAUGAAGCCUUAACACAAAUGAAGAAAUCCGGUUUACAAAUCACAAGACACGCGUGUCUAUACGAAACUGAGCCCGCAUAUGUCACCGAUCAGCCUCUCUUUCUCAAUUCAGCCAUUAGAGCCACCACAAAACUCGGGCCCCAUGAACUACUUUCAGUCUUGAAAAAAAUCGAAAAAGAAAUGGGCCGAACCAAAGGGAUCCGGUAUGGCCCACGACCCAUCGACUUAGAUAUAUUAUUCUACGGAAAAUACAAAAUCAAAUCCGAAAGCCUCACAGUUCCCCAUGAAAGAAUCUUUGAGAGACCAUUUGUUAUGGCUCCAUUAGUUGACUUAUUAGGGUCGGAUGUUGACCAUGAUACGGUUUUACACUGGCAUUCUUUUUCAAAAAAAGGAGGAAUCUUUGAAUCUUGGGAAGAAUUAGGUGGUGAAUCUUUAAUAGGAAAAGAUGGGUUAAGAAGAGUGUUACCCGUUUCCAAUCGGUUAUGGGAUUGGUCAAAGAAGACUUCGGUUAUGGGAAUCUUGAAUUUGACUCCCGAUAGUUUUAGCGAUGGAGGGAAGUUUGAAUGUAUCGCGGAUGCUAUCUCUCAUGUUCAAACCAUGAUAUCUCAAGGGGUGGAUAUAAUCGAUCUUGGAGCUCAAUCCACACGUCCAAUGGCUUCAAGAAUCUCAGUUGCACAAGAACUAGAUCGUCUGAUUCCGGUUCUUGAAAGGAUUCUUAAAUUACCCGAAAUUGAAGGAAAGUUGAUAUCCGUAGACACGUUUUAUUCCGAAGUUGCUUUGGAAGCGGUCAAAAAAGGCGCUCAUAUAGUCAAUGAUGUAUCGGGCGGAAUCAUGGAUUCCGACAUGCUUAAUGUCAUGGGGAAACUUAAUGUCCCGUAUGUAGUUAUGCACAUGAGGGGGGACCCACACACGAUGCAAAAUAAUGAGAAUGUGAAGUAUGAUGAUGUUUGUAAAGAAGUUGGUGAUGAGUUGUAUGAGAGGGUAAGAAUUGCAGAAUUACAUGGCGUGCCAGCUUGGCGGAUUGUUCUUGACCCCGGAAUUGGGUUUUCGAAGAAUACGGAGGGUAAUUUGGAGAUUUUGAUGGGAUUGAAGAGGAUUAGGGAGGAGAUUGGGAGGAAGAGUUUAGGGGUGUCGCGUGUGCCUUUGUUGAUUGGGCCUUCAAGAAAGAGAUUUUUGGGGGAGAUUUGUGGGCGGGUUUCUGGUGUUGAGAGAGAUCCGGGGACUGUUGCUGCUGUUACUUGUGGUGUUUUGGGUGGGGCGAAUAUUGUUAGGGUUCAUAAUGUUGGAGAUAAUGUGGAUGCUGUGAAGCUUUGUGAUUCUAUGUUGGAUCAAGUUGGGAGAUAA
This is a messenger RNA of Lactuca virosa, 1527 nucleotides long. The record is from the annotation of a GenBank genome assembly. Lineage: Eukaryota; Viridiplantae; Streptophyta; Magnoliopsida; Asterales; Asteraceae.